Molecule: messenger RNA, 1152 nt
Organism: Funneliformis mosseae
Lineage: Eukaryota; Fungi; Glomeromycota; Glomeromycetes; Glomerales; Glomeraceae
Source: the annotation of a GenBank genome assembly
AUGCAAGGAUCACGCUUUAUCGAAGAAUUUGACUCGGAUUUAUCACCUCCCCGCAAAAACGAAAGUCCUUUAGAAAAGUUAAUGCUAAUCAAUAAAACGCAAUUUAUUACAUUCGUUGUGGCAUUACUUGCUUGGACGUCCGUUUCAUUUAAUUUUUUCAUUGUUACGUUUACAUUACCUUAUAUCGCUCGAGAUUUCAAUUUGCGUCCAUCUGAUGUUGCCAUUAGCAUUACUUUUAUGUUAAUAUUUCGACCGCUAGGUGCAUUGAUAUUUGGUUUACUAUCAGACAGAUAUGGUAGGAAAUAUACAUUAAUGGUUGAUAUUGUUAUGUCCAGUGGAUUACAAUUAGCAUCAGGGUUUGCACCAAAUUUUUCAAUCUUUGUUAUUACGAGAGCACUUUUUGGGGUUGCUAUGGGAGGUGAAUGGGGUUUAGGAGCCGCGUUAACAAUGGAAACCUUACCAUCUGAAAGUCGUGGUUUGUUAUCGGGAGUUUUACAAGAAGAAUCCGAAGAAUGGCAAAGAAUACGUGCUCUACGUAAAAAAUCAUACAAUUCAUUUGAAGAAAUACGGUUAAAUGUAACCAAUCAUUGGAGAAAAUUUUUUUUCACUAUAUUUUUAAUGACCGCGUUAAAUUUCGUAAUUCACGGGUCAAAAGAUUUGUACCCAACAUUUUUGAAUGUUCAACUUGACUUCACACCAGGUCAAAUAACUUUUAUCACAACAAUUGCAAAUGUGGGAUCAUUAAUAGGAGGGGUAAUAAGUGGUUACAUUAAUCACUUUGCUGGAAGAAAAAAUACAAUGAUGGGUUUUAUAUUUUUCACCGCAUGUUUUUUACCUUUAUAUGUGAUGCCGAAGAAUCAUAAUAUUUUGGCAAUCGGGGCUUUUGUUAUGUACCUUUGUAUAUCCGGUUGCUGGGGAGUAAUUCCAGUUUACUUGAACGACAUCUCUCCAGUUGAAUUUCGUGGAACUUUUCCCGGUUUAGUCUAUCAAAUUGGCACACUAUUGGCCGCUUCUUCCGCACAGAUUGAAGCAUUCUUUGGUGAAACGCUAAUUAAGGAUGAAAAUCCUAAUUAUGGGUUAACAAUUGCUUUAUUAACAGGUUUCUCUGCCUUCAUUAUCAUUCUUAUUUUAAAUUUUACUAAAUAUGUUUAA